CUUAUGCUCCUGUACUUCAGUUAGUCUAUAAGGUGCCACAGGACUCCUCGCCGCUUUUGGGGAGAGAGUAGAAGACUCAAGCAAAGUAAAUUGGUGGUGGGGAUCCAUUAAUUUAAGCACCUGAAGAAGACAGUGAUGGUCUGCUUUAUGGAACUGUGAAUCAAGGGGCUUUCAGAGCAACCAAAGUCUUGCUGUGGGGGAUCAGACCAGAAAACGGAGAAGAACAUAUGAGAAAGGGGCUGUCUGUUAACCACUUUUCCUGUUUGCCAAGCAGGCACUGUGUGGGACUAGGAGAGGAACUUAAUUCCUUCCUAAUAAAUUUGCCAUGCAGGCUUGGGUUAAAUUCUCUGAUUCGACCUUUGCCACUAACAGCAAACAGUAACUAGCUCUGCUGAGAGCUGUUAAAGAUCCAGAAGGGACAAGUGUGAGGAAUGGAGGGCAGAGACAGGCCCAAGCCCCACAACUGUCCAACAGCAAGGCUCCACCAGUCAGAAGCAGCAGGAGAGGGAAGAACCAAUUCAAGGGGAAGAGGAAGGCAUGUGUGUCCAUAUGUGCUUGCAAUCUCAGUCUAUGUGGCUGCCACUGGCAAUUUCAAAUGUGGAAAAAGUUGAUGCAAGCAGUUGAGGCCAGGACUGAGGAGCAGAGGCAGAUGGUAGGUGGGAGUGCAGAUCAGACUAGGGGAGUGUACCACACAACCCGUUUCCCCACCACAAGUCCCCCCCAUUGUUGUUACUCAAUCCAGCAGUAAGCCCCCUGCAGAGAGUCCUGCAGGAUUUCUGCACACUCCUUCAGCAGCCAAGGUCCUCCUCUACCUCCCCUCCAAGGCAGCAGCAGAGACAGCAACAGCAGGCAGCCAGGAAGGAACUUGCAGGUGGUUUCAACUGUAGAUAUGGGGGGAUCCCUCACUCCCUCUCUGAAGAGCAAGGCAGUAGGGCCCCCAAGGGGCAGCAAGCAAAGGAAUGGGAGGGAGUCCUAGAAAGAAGCUGUAGCAAGCCUAGCAGCAGCUCCACAGCACUGCAAGAGGCUAUUGGAAGGGUGUGUGUGUGCGUGCGCGCGUCUAGGCUAUAGAAUGCUGAAGGGCUCUUCCCUAUCAGCAGAGAAGGAGUUACCACAGCCAGUUGGGAUCAGAUGUAUCCAAUAAAGGGCUGCCUGCCUCUGUUUUUCAACUCCUCCCCUGUUGAGAGAAGGGAGAAGAGAGACAGAGACAAGCUGUUACUGCGACAGUAGCAGCAGAGGAGCAAGUGCCUCCUGAUGAGAGGCUGCCCUUCUCCAUAGGGUAAACAGACAGCCCAGAGUGCCUGUUCGGGGCAAGGCUGCCUAGCCAGUGCAGCAGACAGGAGUUGGUUUUCCCCAGGCCCAUCUUGCCAAAAGGAGAAGUGCUGAUGCUGCUGAGACAAAGAAGAUGUUUCACCACAACACGUUUUCUUUUCUUUGCCUCCUACUUUCUGAGACUUCAUGGUGCACUUGUUUUACAAUUUCAGUCCUUUCACAGCAACUUCAAAACCCCCCAAAGAUGAGAUUCCAGGAACUGCAGCUUUAAGAAAAACACCAAAUGCCACAAGGCUUGGAUAAAAAUCACCAGAGCAGGCUACUUUGAAACAGCCAAUUCUCCUCUUGAUCCAGAACACAUUUUGAGUGAAUUCAAUUUUUCUUUGCAGAGUAUCCUUUGGCAGAGUCCUAUUUCAUGGUGGGGAGAGUCCUGGCCGAAAAGCCAGGAGAUUGGGAUCUAUUCCUAGCUUUGACACUGGGCUGCUGCAUUACAUCAACCUUCCCGGGCUUCAGUUUUCUCCUUUGUAAAAGGGGGAUGAUCCUUUGUAAAGUACUUUGAGAUCUGCUGAUUAAAAGAGGCCAUGUUAGCCAGAGGUGGCUUGCGUUUGCCAGCUUUAGCCAAUCCCAGCAUUUUCUGGAUUCUCUCCCCCACAAAGGACAGCCAGGUCCCUGGCUACUGCAGGGCUUACACAGCUGCUAGUGAACUGCACCCUCCUUCCCUCCAAGGGAAGGUGGGCCUGCCCUUCAACGAGCUCCCAGGCAACUGGAGAACGGGUUGGCUCAACCUCUAUCACUUCUGGCAGGAGGGUGGCUUCCACAACGUCCACAACAUCAUGAUCCACAAGUUCCAGAAGUUUGGACCCAUUUACAGGGAGAAACUCGGCUUCUACGAGAGUGUGAAUAUAAUUAACCCUGAAGAUGCUGCUACUCUCUUUAAAUCGGAGGGCAACUACCCAGAGAGGUUCAUGGUGCCACCUUGGGUGGCCUACCGUGACUUCCGCAACAAGCCAUAUGGAGUGCUUCUCAAGAAGGGAGAAGCCUGGCGCUCUGACCGCCUGAUAUUGAACAAAGAGGCCCUGUCCCUGCAGCUGCUCAAGUGCUUUGUGCCUCUGUUGAACGAGGUGGGUGAGGACUUUGUCAAGAGGGUCCGAGUCCAGAUCGAGAAGAGUGGCCAGGGAAGGUGGACGGCCGACCUCACCAAUGAGCUAUUCCGCUUUGCCCUGGAGUCAGCCGUGUGCAAUGUCCUGUAUGGAGUGCGCCUUGGGCUCCUUCAGGAUUUCAUUGAUCCCGAAGCACAGAAGUUCAUUGAUGCCGUGACUCUGAUGUUCCACACCACCUCACCCAUGCUCUACAUCCCACCAGCCCUGCUCCGCAGGAUCAACUCUAAGAUCUGGCAGGACCAUGUACAAUCCUGGGAUGUGAUUUUCAGGCAUGCUGACAAGUGCAUCCAGAACAUCUACCGAGAGCUCAGACUGGACCAGAAAAGCACAAAGGAAUAUGCUGGCAUCCUGUCAAGUCUCUUGAUGCAGGACAAGCUGCCCAUCGACUGCAUCAAGGCCAAUGUGACGGAGAUGAUGGCAGGAGGAGUGGACACAACCUCCAUGACUCUCCAGUGGGCCAUGUUUGAACUGGCUCGUGCGCCAGCGGUGCAGGAGCAGCUGCGGGCAGAGAUCUUUGCUGCCAGACAGGCAGCACAGGGCGAUGAGCUGAAGAUGUUGAAAGCCCUUCGGCUGCUCAAAGCUGCCAUCAAGGAAACACUCAGGCUCCAUCCGGUGGCAGUGACCCUACAGAGAUACACAACACAGGAGAUUAUCCUCCAGAACUAUUUCAUCCCUGCCAAGUCCCUAGUGCAGGUUGGAAUUUAUGCCAUGGGCCGGGAUCCCAAGUUCUUCACCAAGCCAGAGCUGUUUAAUCCUGCGAGAUGGCUGAAGAUGGACUCCACAUACUUCAGGGGGCUGAGCUUUGGCUUCGGGCCACGCCAAUGCCUCGGCCGCAGGAUUGCAGAGCUGGAGAUGCAGCUUUUCCUAGUCCAUAUGCUGGAGAACUUCAAGAUAGAAACCAAAAGAGGAGUGGAUAUUGGUACCAAGUUUGACCUCAUCCUGAUCCCAGACAAACCAAUACACAUCACAUUACGGGCCCUAGAUACCCAGCCAUGAAAGGAACAGAAGCUACGUCUCUCCAGUGGUUCUGUGACAAGCUAGCCCAAAGGGUGAUGGAGCCAUCCACCCAUCUUGAGCCAGCUGGAGAGCUGUCUCUGGUGCUUGGGGCAAUCUGUACCAUAUGAUUUAUGUCCUUGUGCAACUUUGUCUCUACAUAUAAAAAUCAGGCUCAAGGAGAAACGAAUGGGUUUUGGUGGUGGGGCUAUUGGGAUCCCCAAGCUGCAACCUGGAACUCGCACAGUGCUGAGCCUUCUGACCUAUCAGACUGGGCUGCUCUCACACUGUAAUACCCUGCCAAGCUGCAAAUCUCUGCAGGUCCUGCACUUACCCAGACAUCCACAAGCAAACACCACCCAGCUGAGUUACAUGACUGUUUUUCUUGACUAGUCAUGAGCUAACAGAGGCUCCAGCUACUUCUCCCCAAUUUUGAACCUCAGAGCUGUAUCAUCUUGCUCUGGUCACAAACCGGACUAAUGUGAAGUUAUUACCUGAACUGACCCCGCCCCCUCCCCAAAUGUGGUGAGGACCUGCUCAAUGGCUAUUAGCUAGGAUGGGUAGGAAUGGUAUCCUUAGCAUCUGUUUCUCUGGAAGUGGGUGACGGGGAGGA
Messenger RNA from Pelodiscus sinensis (Chinese soft-shelled turtle), 4035 nucleotides. The record is from RefSeq and is a predicted model, not a curated record. NCBI's taxonomy places the organism in Eukaryota, Metazoa, Chordata, Testudines, Trionychidae.